GUGGAUCAGCAGUCGCAAGUAGAAUAUCAACCGGGAAAGCCGAAAGACUGGAGCUCAGUUUUAUAUAAAAACAUUUUAUACAGUAACCCAUAAAAACAAAUGUUAUCACCAAAGUUCUUGCUCCUCUGGACAAUCACUGGCCUGCAAUGGCUAGCCUAUGCAGAUGGUGACCCCAUGAUAGAGGUCUUCAAAUGGAAACAAAUGGACUUCUACAACCGCGGAGAUGGAUACAGGGACUUGUGGAACAGGCUUUGUAUACCAGAUCCUCAUGUCUACAAUUCACGUCCACCAUGCUUGGGCUCUUCCAACUCCGGUGGCAGCCGUAAUGGUACCUUCAUCCAAUACAACAAUGUGCCCCAGGGGGUAACUCACUUUCGAGGACGUCUCUUUGUCACCACGCCCCGGCGCCAGCAGGGAAUACCCUCCACCUUGAACUACAUCGAUCUGGCCAAGGAUGGUUGGAGCCAGAGUCCCAAUCUCCGAGCCUAUCCCAACUUUGCCUUGAAUCAGUAUAACGUGAGUGUGGAGAACCUGGUGUCUGUCUACAGGACCACCGUGAAUGCUUGCCAGCGCCUGUGGUUCGUCGAUACUGGAAUGCUGGAGUACCCAAAUAAUCGCCAACAAAUCCGUCGUCCCAGCAUUUGGAUUGUUGACCUGGCCACCGAUCGAGUGCUGAAGCGAUUUGAAAUCCCGCAGAGCAUUGUGGAGAUUGGGCGCGGAUUGGCCAGCAUCACCAUCGAUGUGGAGUCGCGAAAGUGCGGUGAAGCCUAUGCCUAUAUUCCGGAUCUGGUCAACCGCCUGUUGCACGUUUAUAGCCUUCGAAACGACAGAAUUUGGUCCUUCAAGCACAGCUCCUUUAACUUUGAUCCGCUUUCCGAUGAUCUGAACAUUGGCGGGCAGAUCUUCCGCUGGGAUGACGGCAUUUUCUCCACGACUUUGGGACCUUAUCAACCAGAUGGCAGCCGGGAAGUGUACUUCCAUCCCAUGGCCAGCACAAAUGAGUUUGUGGUUUCCAACCGGGUUCUGCAGCAGGAGUCCAAUGCAGCUCGCUCUGACCACGGCAAUGAUUUCCGGCUCCUCGGAAGCCGCGGUCCAUCCACGCAGUCCACGAUGCACAAGUACGACCCAAACACCGGUGUGAUCUUCUACGCCGAGGUCCAGAGGAGCGGAGUGGGCUGCUGGAAGACCAGCAAGCCGUUCUCAGCGGAGAACCAUGGAUCUGUAUACUCCAACGCCACGGAAAUGAUUUACCCCAGCGACUUGACGAUUGACGAGGAGGGCACCAUUUGGGUCAUGUCCAACUCCAUGCCCAUCUUCGUCUACUCGAGGCUGGACACGGAGCAGUACAACUUCCGAGUCUGGAAGCAAAAGGCUUCGCUGGCCAAGAGGGGAACGGCUUGCGAGUGAUUUG
Drosophila biarmipes is the source of this 1411-nucleotide messenger RNA. It is a transcript of the gene yellow-f, whose product is annotated as L-dopachrome tautomerase yellow-f. Bases 100 to 1407 code for a protein of 435 amino acids. Gene Ontology annotation, cellular component: extracellular region. NCBI's taxonomy places the organism in Eukaryota, Metazoa, Arthropoda, Insecta, Diptera, Drosophilidae. The record is from RefSeq and is a predicted model, not a curated record. The transcript is spliced from 4 exons.